Nelumbo nucifera (sacred lotus) is the source of this 2198-nucleotide messenger RNA. RefSeq names its product ENTH/VHS/GAT family protein. Gene Ontology annotation, molecular function: ubiquitin binding; phosphatidylinositol binding. The record is from RefSeq and is a predicted model, not a curated record. NCBI's taxonomy places the organism in Eukaryota, Viridiplantae, Streptophyta, Magnoliopsida, Proteales, Nelumbonaceae. Gene Ontology annotation, biological process: protein transport to vacuole involved in ubiquitin-dependent protein catabolic process via the multivesicular body sorting pathway.
CCCUGUCGGGUGAUCUCUCUCACUCUCUCUCGUCUUUUCCUAUCUAGAAUUCUCUCUCUCUACAACCUUUUUACUUCGCUGGGACUGGGUGCUCAUGGCGGUGUCGCUUACUGAUAUGAACUGUUUUUCUCAAUUAUAUAAAGCAGAGAAAUCAGUUAGAGAAAAAGAAAACUAAAAAAAAAAAAGGAAACGCAAAUCUAACUUCUCGCUACCCCAGAACGAAAGCCAGUGCCUUCACUUUCACUGCAAAAGGACGAGGAAUAUUAACAGAACACACUCAUAAAGAAGAAACCAGAAAGAGAGGAGGAGCUCAAAAGCAAACCCUAGCUUGGAUUCUUUCAUGGGUGGAGUAGACGCCGAAAGUUGCUGAUUUGCUCUUCUGGAAAUUCUGGAGCUUUUUGCGUUUUAUCUUGCUUUUUAUUUCUUUUGCGUCUAUGGGUUUCUCAAUCCACACUCCUUGAAUCGGAUAUGUCCAAAAGUUUAACAUUCUGAGCUAUAUGUCCUGGUGAACAAUUUGGAACCAAGUAGUUAUGGCAGCUGAGCUUGUCAACUUGGCAACCAGUGAGAAACUGACAGAAAUGGAUUGGAUGAAAAAUAUUGAAAUCUGUGAACUAGUUGCACGUGAUCAAGGGCAAGCUAAAGAUGCUAUAAAAGCUAUUAAAAAACGGGUGGGAAGUAAAAAUGCUAGCACUCAGCUCUUUGCUGUUAUGCUAUUGGAGAUGUUAAUGAAUAAUUGUGGAGAACGUGUUCAUAGACUGGUGAUUGAUACUGGGCUUCUACCUAUACUAGUGAAGAUUGUAAAGAAAAAGUCAGAUCUGCCUGUGCGAGAGAAGAUAUUUCUUCUUCUUGAUGCCACACAGACAUCUCAUGGUGGAGCUUCUGGAAAGUUCCCUCAAUAUUAUUCCGCUUAUUAUGACUUGGUGAGCGCGGGGGUACAGUUUCCUCAAAGGCCUCGGGUUCCUCUGCCAGAUCAUCCUAGUAAAAAAGCACAAGUGAAUAAUGUAUCUGCAGACAAGCCUGUUUCUCCAAAACAUGAAGGCAUUGCUCAGCAAGCAAAUGCUCAGAUUGUGCCUGAAUCUAGUAUUAUUCAAAAGGCUAGUGCUGCUCUUGAGGUUUUGAGAGAAGUGCUGGAUGCCAUUGAUACUCAACAUCCUGAGGCAGCAAAAGAUGAGUUCACUUUGGAUCUUGUAGAACAAUGUUCAUUUCAAAAGCAGCGAGUAAUGCAUCUUGUCAUGACCUCUCGAGAUGAGAGAAUGGUUUCUCAAGCAAUUGAACUAAAUGAUCAGCUGCAAAAGGUGCUGGUCAGACAUGAUGCACUUCUUUCAGUUCGGGCACCAUCUACUGCCACUCAUUUUUGCCAUGAAGCAGAGGAGGAAGAGGAGGCUGAAAGUCUUUUUAGGAGAAUUCGGAAAGGAAAAGCUUGUGCAAGACCUGAGGAUGAGGAUCAUUUGGACCGUUCCUCUAUUUUACUUGGAUCAAUUCAGGCAGAAAGGCUGAAUCGUCCACUAAUACGCCCAUUGUCUUUGGAACCAAGAGAGCCUACUGCACCUUCUCCAGCUGUUGUCAUCCCUCCUCCCCCAGCCAAGCACAUUGAGAGGGAGAAAUUCUUUCAGGAGAAAAGGGGGGAUGGUUCGGCAUUGAUGGGUCACAUGAGGGGCCUCUCAUUGCACAGUCGCAAUGCCAGCAGUUCGAACAGUGGAAGCAUUGAUUCUAGUGAUUGACCAAGCAUGAUGAUGCAAAGGUUUUUCCCCUUGCAUUCUUUAGAAUCAAUAGUUGAAGUUAGGGUGAUUGUCUUGUGAGCUAGGCUUUACUGUUGUCUGGAGAAGGGGUUGGUUCCUUUUAAGAGGAUGCCGUGUGAUAUUCUUGUGCUGAUCACUUGGUGCCACAUCAUGCACCGUCCUGAUAUAAACAAAUGACGAAGUCUACCAUGGCAAGGAAUGUGCAAAUAUUUAUCAAAGAAAACCAUGAGUUGUAUCAUGUAUGCGUUUUAUUUGUAGCAAUCUUUAUCCGUUCUAUGCAUGGGUCGGUUGUGAAGUACUGUUUUUUUUUUGUGUGAAAAAGAUGAUGGGUGUUUGGAAUACAUAACGGAACUAUGUAAAGCACCCGUCUAUCUGUCAAAGGAUACCUUGAAACACUAAUUCUUGACGAUGACCUGAAUAUCCAUGAAAUAGAGAGCAGCUGAACUGGUUCGAUCAGCA